GAGGGGGUCACCUUUUGUGCAAAUAUAUCAACCAAGACUGCCACCAGCAUCAGAUUUCUCUGUGUGUGCGUGUGAGUGUGUGAGAGAGGGGGCACCACUGGUUUUGCAGGAGAGAGAAAGAGAGAGAGAGAGAGUGAGAGAGAGAGAGAGAGAGAGUGAGUAGAGGACAGAAAGCAGUGGACCACUGAAAGAAGACUUGAAGCUCCCAGUUUUACACACUCUACUCCUAAAACAGGCUGAAGAAGACUUUUUUGAAGUUGGAAAAGGAGCCAUGGACGGGAUAACGUUUGGACGCGCGUCGCUCUUGUGCACCUUGCUGCUGUGGGCUUUGCAAGUGUGUAGCGGGUCUGUGACCGUGAAGGUAACUCCUACGGUGGAGGUGAUAAAAGGAGAAUCGGCCAGUCUGCCCUGCACCGUCACCGGCUUGCCCCCGUCGAGCAAGGACAUCAUCAGCUGGUACAUUGAGGAUGACACCAGGAUUCGCGUGGCAUUCCGCUCCCAGGGUGGCGAUGGGAAUACCGACAAUGACAGCCCUCUGUCUGGCCGGGUCACCAUUGGCGAGGACUUCACCCUGACCAUUUCCGCUGUCCAGCCCUCCGACGAGCUCUCCUUCAUCUGCCAGGUCGCUGGCCCCACUGCGUCUGUAGAGGCCACCACGACGCUCAAAGUCUUCUAUGCUCCCGAGAAGCCAGAGCUCACCAGGCCGUCCAGCCAGGCCAUUUCUGCCGGAGAGUCUACCAGCUCUGAGAUCGGUACCUGUGUGACGCAUAACGGACACCCCCAGCCCAGAAUCAUCUGGUUCAAAGAUGACCAGCCCUUACCUGAGGUUAAGGACAGGAAAGAGAAGACCUACAUGGUUCCCUCGGUGGUGAGGGAGGCCUCCAAUCUUUUCACCAUCAAAAGCACCCUGUACAUGCAGCCCACCAAGGCGGAUAAGGACUCUGUGUUCCAGUGCACCGUGGAGUACAGCAUGCCAGGGGACCAGAUCAAAAAGAAGAAGUCUGACACCAUCACCAUCAACCUCAACUAUCCCUCAGAGACGGUGACCUUCGCCCUGCUCAACACUGAUCCGGUCAAAGAAGGCGACAACAUCACGAUGAAGUGUGAGACGGAUGGAAACCCUCAACCAGAGUUUGUCUUCUCUAAAGAAGGGGAAUCUCGCACUGGAAAAGGUGGUAAGCUGAUGCUGACGUCUGUCAAGCGGUCAGAUGCCGGCGUGUAUAAGUGCGAAGCCCUCGACUUUGAUAAUUUUGAGGCCGACCUGACCAAAGAGCUCACACUCAGUGUCAACUACAUUGAUCCAAUGAGUGUGACUCCGACCGGCCCUCAUUUUGCCAAGCUUGGAGACGCGGUGGAGAUGCAGUGCAAGACCAAGGCGUCCAGCCCGCACACCGUUCAGUGGAGGAAGGGCUCUGAGGUACUUUCUCAGACCGGCGGGCUGUCACUAAAGGAAGUUACCUAUGAAAAUGCUGGAGAUUAUGUGUGUGUUGGAGCUGUGCCAUCUGUGCCAGGAUUGACCGCUGAGACUCACUUUAAGCUGACCGUCACAGGAAAGCCGAUGAUUGAGGCUCCAGCCAAAGGCGAGGUGGAGAAGGAAGGAGACAUGGUGACUCUGAAGUGCUCUGCCUUCGGCCACCCCGCCCCACAGUUCACCUGGAAGCCCCAAGGAAAAGAGUCGGUGUCACUGGAAGGCAGCAAGGUGGUGAGCAGCUUGACCCUGCCGGCCACCGCCGACGUCCUGAAGGACGGCGUGACCUGCGAGGCCUCUAACGAGCACGGGACCGACAGCAAGGCCUUCGCCGUGUCUAUCGUAAGAGCGAGCCCCUCCAAUGAGGCCGACAGAGCUGACAAGCAGCAGGGAGGCUCCAGCGGGGUGGUGAUAGCCGUGGUGGUGUGUGUCCUGCUGCUCCUGCUGCUGGUGGCUCUUCUCUACUUCCUCAACAAGAGCGGCAAGCUGCCCUGCAGCAAGAAGGACAAGAAGGAAGUGGCCAGCGGAGAGGUGAAUAACGACAUUGUGGUGGAGAUGAAGACAGAGAAGGCCAACGAAGAGGCCGGUCUCCUCAACAAAAGACCGGCCACGGAACAGUGAUGAACCACGACAAUGAAAGUAAACAACAGAGGGAUGAAGGGAAGGAGGACAGCAUUCACAACAACAACAGGGCUAGUUUUUAUUUACAGCUGAGGAGCGAAUCAAGACAGCAAAAGGUGGAGAGGAUUGUAUGGGCCUAUACUGUAUAGAAGGGUGGAGGUGGGGGUUGAUCAUGGAAAUCAUUUGAUUUAGGGAGAGUGAAAUGCACAGCACAGUAUGUAUGUCAAUGGGCGAGCUUGUUUUGUAACCUGGAGUGGACCUAUUAGGUGGAGCUACUUCAUUUUUGGAGCUAUAGCUUUGCCGUAAAAGAUUUAGAUCCUCGCUUCCAAGUCUUCCCAGGUUUCAAAUCAUGCAGAUGCAAAAAUCACUGGACAUGAUUCUCCUGCUUAUUCACCAGUCACAUCUUUGGUUGACUCCAUUGCUGAGUACAGCUGUACAGUGCGAUGUGGACAGCACUUUCCAGGCACAGCGGUCGUAUUCUUCUUCUUAUCUACCCCAAAUCAACACAAAAUGCCAUUAAGCCACUGUGCUGUUCUGGAGAGUGUGUGUCCAUGCCACGUUGCACUACAUGUGUGUGAAUUUGCUUGCUUCUUAAUGCUCCACAUGGAAGUGUAACACUGAGGUAACUGUUCAGUCUUGGAGUCUGCACUUAUCCUAUUCUCUGCCUGCCAUGCAUACACACUGGGAGAAAAUAUAUAUAUAUAUAAAUCACAAGUUGUCAGGCUAUUGCAUUCACUUCAAUAAUAAAUCAGGAUUUAUUGGUUGCACACAAUAUUUAAUCCUCAAACAAGUAGUUUGGCACACAUGGCUGCAACGUUUCAGCUAAAAGAUGCUCCAUGUAUGCUUUAGUGCUGUUUGCGUAAUUAGUUUUUGCCAUCUGUGAAUGUUUAUAUUUUUCCAUAUCCCUAAUUAGCCCUUUGCUUAGCAACAGCCCAUACAUUUAAUAAUGCCAAUCCUCUCUCUAAUUUCAUUCCUUUUUAGUUCCAGCUAAAAAAAAAAAAAAGAAAAAAAGAGAAAAAAACAAGCUAUUGGAUUGUACAAAUUUGUUUUCUUAAUUUCCAGUGUACUUAUAUAUUAUGUUUUAUCACAUCAUUUGUUCGCCUUUUCUCUGUAAAUUUGAGUACUGUAUACCCUGUCUAUCCAGGAUAAGGUGUGCUGUACAUGAUGUGGAGUUGAAUGUGUCUGCAAUUACUAUGCUGCUGGCCUGAGCCCAUUACCGCUACCAUUUCUUAACAAGAUUUUCACAGCCCUCAGUCUUUUUUUUUUUUUUUUUUUUUUUUUUUUUGCCUUUUUUUCCAGGAGGAAACCGUUGUCGCAAAUUCAGUACAUGGCGGUUACACUCAGAAGGCCAAAUUACCAUCAGCUCUCACUGGAAAAUUGGAGCACUCUGGUGAAAUGGGGGAACAUUUCUCUCCCCUGUUUACAAUCUCAAACCAUGGCCAGCUGCACUGUCGUUUCCCAAAUGGGAGUCUCAGGGCUGUGGCACAGUAGUUACAGAUUCACCUGUUAAGAGAAAUCACUGGCUUAGGUUCACUCCAAUUUGAUAUGAGCAGGGGAAGGGAAGGGAAGAAAUGGGAAGGACUGGGCUUGGUGCCGGAGUAUGUAACGUAUCUCUUAUUUUUACCAAAACUGUCAAAGCGUUCUGGCGUGUCUUUAGCGGGAAGUGUUUCAGUGUUUAGGUACGCGAUACUGGCAUCUCUCUUCCUCCCUCACAAGUUCUUUUUAUGACACUGUCGGCAGGCCGGAGAGGUGCGAUAGCGGCUUGACGUGCCCUUUAACUUUGUUGUACACUGGAACCAAUGGCCUUGAUCUGAAGGUCAUCUCAAACCACUAUCUCUUCCCAUGAGGCUCAUUUUGUUUUUGUUUUUGUUUUUUUGUUUUUUCAAUGUAUGUCUACUGAUCUUGUCAUAAACUUGUCGACUGUUUGCCAGCCUGUGAUGGAGGGUGAAGACAGAUAAGUGAACCUUGAACUUGGGGCAUCUUUUGUGAUUUUAUCUGUUUUAUAAGAAAAAAAAUGUUGUGGUAUAAAAAAUGUUUGUUUGUUUUUUUUUUAAAGGGGGGGAGGGGGUCUUCCUUUUGGAACUACUGAGUUGUGUCAUUUCCUUGCUUUUUCACAGAGAGACUUUUUUUUUUUAAAUUUAGGAUUAUUGGUUUAUGAGAUAUUCUGAGUGCUUUACUUUUCUCUCUCUCUCUGUAUACUGUAUAUUUUGUGGUACGCUAUUGUGAGCUCUGUGGCGUGUUGAUGUAUCUUUUUUUUUUGUUUGUUUGUUCGGCUGUGUAGAAUUUAUAAUGACAAAACUCAAGAAAAACCAACCACA
Myripristis murdjan (pinecone soldierfish) is the source of this 4407-nucleotide messenger RNA. RefSeq names its product basal cell adhesion molecule (Lutheran blood group) (gene bcam). Lineage: Eukaryota; Metazoa; Chordata; Actinopteri; Holocentriformes; Holocentridae. Gene Ontology annotation, cellular component: plasma membrane; cell-cell junction. The coding region runs from base 272 to 2089 and encodes 605 amino acids. The transcript has 16 exons. Gene Ontology annotation, molecular function: cell adhesion molecule binding. The record is from RefSeq and is a predicted model, not a curated record. Gene Ontology annotation, biological process: cell-cell adhesion.